CCUUGGGCUUCACUGCAAGGACAAUAUCUGUUUAGGCAAUAACGGGUGAACUUUCAUCAUGUUCCUUGGGCAUUCACUUUUGAACAGUGUAACCAUAGCAAAUUUCCUGCAAAAUGUGUUGCCGCCUGGACCGAAAGACCCACCUGGAGUUUUUAACAGAUCAUUGCGACGGUACUACGAUUAUAUUAUAGUUGGCGGUGGCUCUGCAGGGUCUGUGCUUGCUGCACGUCUGACAGAGGACAAAACAUCUGUCUUGGUUGUAGAAGCUGGUGGAUCUGAUUUGGAAAACGAAGCCACUGUUAUACCAGGGGCAUGGGUAACUCUCUUAAGGACUAAGCAAGACUGGAAUUAUCAUAGCGUUCCACAGAAAUAUUCAUCUUUUGCUAUGGAAAAAAAGCAAAUAUAUUUGGCCAGUGGUAAGAUGUUAGGAGGAUCCGGGAGUAUGAAUGGUAUGAUUAUGGUCAGAGGUAGUCGCCAUGAUUAUGAUGAGUGGGCAAGACAAGGAUGCAAGGGUUGGAGCUACGAAGAAGUUUUACCUUACUUCAAAAUGAUAGAAAAAAUUCAAAUACCAGCACUAUCAGGUUCACCUUAUAGAGGCACAAAAGGACAAAUUGUGGUGACACCUCAGAAAAGCACAACUUUAGAAUAUUUCUAUCGGAAAGCUGCUUCGGAAAUUGGUUACAGGUCUGUGGACUGCAAUGGAUAUAGCGAAAUAGGAUACUGUCCAACACAGGCGAAUAUAAAAGACGGUGAACGUUGUAGCUCAACUGCGUGUUAUCUUAGACCUGUUAUGCACCGACGUAAUCUACAAAUCAGUAUAAACAGCUAUGUAACAAAGGUACUUAUUCGUAGAAAACGCGCUAUUGGGGUACAAUUUGUGAAAGGAGGGCGGAAAUAUAAAGUUUAUGCUCGUAAAGAAGUCAUAAUGUCUGCAGGAGCAUUCGGUUCACCACAUAUAUUACUUUUGUCUGGAGUUGGGCCUAAAAAGCAUCUACGAAAGCUCAAGAUUCCAGUACAUGCUGAUCUGCCCGUUGGAAACAACUUACAAGAUCACCCUGUCCUUAUAAUGUCUUAUUCAAUCAAUACGACGCUGAAUACCAACGUAAACAAAUUUACAGAUCCAGAGAACGUUUUAGACUAUAUACUUCACAACAAAGGUUUUUAUACAACACCAUUAAUGGAUGGACUCAUGUUUGAUAAAUUGGACAAAACAUCGCCUUCAAAGUAUACAGACUCUCAGGAUAUCUUUGUUCCUAUUGCAUUUGAAAGACCAAGUGUUGUUAAUGCAUACAGCGACUAUAUCAACAAGGUAAAACAAGAACUUUUGACCCGAACAACUGACAGUUCAUUUGAUGUUGCUCUAUUUUUGUUGCAUCCAAAAAGCAAAGGAUAUGUACGACUGGCAACCGCUAAUCCUUUUAGGCAUCCUCUCUUGGACCCAAGAUUUUUAGCGGAUCCUUAUGAUAUAGAAAUGCUGCUAAAAAUGAUUCGUUGGACACAGCAACUUGAAAAGACUUCGUCAUGGCGGAGCCUUGAUGUUAGACUAAUUAGACUAGAUAUGGAAGGACACUGCGGAGAAUUAGAAUUCAAUACGGACAACUACUGGAGAUGCAUUAUUCGACAUUUUAUAGUAUCGGGACUUCAUCCCACAAGUUCGUGUAGGAUGGGUUCAAAAAGAGACCCAACUGCAGUUGUAGAUCCUACCUUAAGGGUAAAAGGUAUAAAAAAUCUGAGGGUAGUCGAUGCAUCUGUCAUGCGCAAUGUUAUAUCUGGAAAUACUUAUUCACCAACCAUGAUGAUUGCAGAAAAGGCAGCUGAUAUGAUAAAACGUGGAACCAAAUGUUAAAAUCUGACAAUACUGAAAGAUGUGUACUAAACAUAACUUUUACGGUCGAGUUAAUAGACUAUUUUCAUUUUAUCGACUUUUGACUCCGGAUUAUAGAACUUUUCGACUGGUUACAGAAUCUAUGGUAGGACAUCAUGGUACUCGGUUAAGGAAGAGCCAUCAAAUGUAGUAAAAUCAAACAUAUAAUCGGUGCAAUUUUGGGAGAAUGUUUACUGUUUACCGAUUAUUUUGUCGUGUUUAUAAAACAUAAAACAAUUAAUUUCCCCCCAGAAUUUUGCCGAUUGUAAGCAUGAUGUUACUUCCUUAUUUUGCUCUUACUUGACCGAGUACCAGACUGUCCUAUACUGCAGAAAAGGUAACCUGUCGAAAAAUAAUAAAACUCCGGAGACAAAAGUCGGUGAUAUGAAUAUAGUCUACUGUGGAUUCAUUAAUAUUCGUUGGAUACCAAUUUUCAUGGAUUUCAUGGGUACAGUAGGACCACGAAUUUAAACGUUCAACGAAUUACAAGUUUUCUAAAGGAAUGUAUGCACACUUUGCCAAAACAACGAAAUUAAAUAUCCACGAAAAUGCUAGUUUUCCUCAAUCCACGAAAAUUGGAACCCACGAAAAUAAAUGAAUCCACAGUAUUUAAAGAUGUGUCUUGUAACUGAUAACUGAAAGUAAAAUACACUAUUUUCUUAACUUUUA
Mytilus californianus (California mussel) is the source of this 2533-nucleotide messenger RNA. Its product is annotated as glucose dehydrogenase [FAD, quinone]-like. The record is from RefSeq and is a predicted model, not a curated record. The transcript has 12 exons. NCBI's taxonomy places the organism in Eukaryota, Metazoa, Mollusca, Bivalvia, Mytilida, Mytilidae. Gene Ontology annotation, molecular function: flavin adenine dinucleotide binding; oxidoreductase activity, acting on CH-OH group of donors. The coding region runs from base 59 to 1846 and encodes 595 amino acids.